CGCUCGCCGCCAGAGAGACGCAAACGGUCACCGCCGCCGACCGAGCGGCCGCCCCGCCCCGCAGCUAAACCCCGCACUAAACCCUAGCCAGAAAACCCCCGCCGCCGAAGCCGCCGCCGCGCCGCCAGCCCCCGGCCUCGGCAUGGAGGGGGAGCCGCCCCCCAGCGCCGCCGCCUCCGCCUCCGCCGCCUGCUCCGGCUCCGGCCCCGGCGGCGGCGGCGGCGGGGAGAAGGGCGCCCCGUGCCAGGAGUGCGGGGAGCAGCCGUGGAAGUACCGGUGCCCGGGCUGCUCCCGCCUCACCUGCAGCCUCCCCUGCGUGCAGGCCCACAAGCGCCGCACCGCCUGCUCCGGCAAGCGCCCCCGCACCGUCCCCGUCCCGCUCGCCCAGUUCGACGACAACCAGCUCCUCUCCGAUUACAACUUGCUGGAGGAGACGAGCAUGGUCAGGGAGUCGGCCCACAGGCUGCUCGGCGGCUUCGGCCGCAACUUCGGCUGCGGCUUCGAGGGACGCCAUGGCGCCCAGCUGCCGCCGUGGCUCUCCUUCCUCCGCAAGGCCGCAGAGCGCCGGGGCGUCCAGCUCGCCUUCCAACCCACUGGCAUGACCAGGAGGGAGCAGAACCGCUCGCGGCACGACAGGAGAAGUGACUGCAUAUACUGGACAGUCGAGUGGAAGUUCAAUUCAACAGAUAUUGUCCUAACUGACGACCAGACAGACGAGAAUGCAAGCUUGCUAUCUUUAUUGGAAAAGCAUCUGACUCCUUCCCCUUGGAAGGACCAGCUUACGCCAUAUCGCAAUACUGAAUUGCGUGAUUUGAAACUGUUCAUUCAGAAGUCUGCCAAGAAUUCAAAGUCGCCACACCGUCAACUCAAUAUAGAAGAGCCCUUGCGCCCCCAACUGAGGGGCACUCUUAUUGUCGAGUACCCAACUAUCAAUGUCUUCCUUCCAUCAGAUAGUUACGAGUUUCAAGUCGAGAAACCUGCAAACAAGAUUAGCAGAAAUGAGCAGCCCCCUGGCAGCUUGAAUGAUAGCCCCCCUAUAGAAGGCACUGAGUUUCAGGAGGAAGAAAUAGAGGAAGGCGAGUUGUCUCCAGAGACGCAGGUUAUUGAUCUCAAGGAUUCUGGACCGUCACGUACCACAAAUCUUUCUCAAGUGAAGGUUACGAGUGAACCUAAGAUGGAUAGCAUGCCGUCGUAUGUCCACGGUCUGGCAUUCGGUGGUAAACAGGGGGAAGUUGAUCAACAUAGCAAGAUGGCAUUGAAUACAACUCCUGGGGCUCCCAAGGCUAAAUCCUGCAUGAAAGUCUACCCAGUGGACUUGGACGAAGGAGUUGAAGGUGGGACCUUAGAGGGGCAGGUUAUUGACCUCAAGAACCAUGCAGCUUCAGAUCCUGGCAAUAUUGGUCCACCCAAAGAUACGAAAACACCUGACACAGAUCGCAAGAUAGAUUCUUCAGUGCUGUCUCCCAUCAGUACUCUAGCAUCUGAGGUCUCGAGUCAUCCUCAGGAAGAAGAAGACAACCAAGAAAGCAAGCUGGCGCCAACCACAACCCCUGAAGCUCUGAAGAGGAGGUCUCUGACCAAAGUCUACCCACUGGACACCGACGACACUCAAGGGCUGCUGCUGCUCUCAGAGCUGCCCAGCGUGGAGUUCGAGCAGGAGAUGGGAGACGCCUACGAGGAGCUGUUUGGGGACAUGAACCCCGACGACUUCCUCGACUUCGAUCUUGGGAUGAUGGACGUGGACGGAUCUGGCGAAAUGAGGUCCCCGUUGAAGCUCUGGGACGACCUGGACUUGGAGGAAGGCGAGAUCCCCUCGCAGCUCUGAAGAAGAAACCUGGGUGCUCGGAACUCGACAUGAGAGCUUGGAAUCCGGUUGGUUAUGCAGUCGCUUUGCCCGGAGUGUUCUGGAACAACACUCCCAUGUGGGGCAAGUUAUAGACCCCAAGCAUUGGCAUUAGUACCACCUCAGGUGCUAUUUAUUCGUUGUUGUUUUUCUCUUGGUUCCGGUUGUCGUCGGGACGGCAUGGAGUUGUAUUUCGAGUUUUGAUCUUGUUUGCUGCUCCUUGUAGCUGCAGAAAUUUUGAGGUUGUAACUCUGCAGCUGCAAGGCCUGUCAAGCAAGCGGUAGUCAUGAACUGUAGCCGGCGGUCGGUUUAUCGAUCGGAGUUGUGUGUAAAAUGCCGUCCUGCAAAAGCUGUGAUGUUAUCUAUGAACGCAUCAUCAAUCUGUUGCUGAUCAGAUAGAUAUAUUUUGUUCUUUGUUCA
This is a messenger RNA of Aegilops tauschii subsp. strangulata, 2263 nucleotides long. RefSeq lists its product as uncharacterized. Gene Ontology annotation, cellular component: pre-snoRNP complex; nucleus. NCBI's taxonomy places the organism in Eukaryota, Viridiplantae, Streptophyta, Magnoliopsida, Poales, Poaceae. Gene Ontology annotation, biological process: maturation of LSU-rRNA from tricistronic rRNA transcript (SSU-rRNA, 5.8S rRNA, LSU-rRNA); snoRNA localization; box C/D snoRNP assembly. The record is from RefSeq and is a predicted model, not a curated record.